UGCCGUCAGGAAUUGCGGUAGUCGCGAUAUCGUUAGAUGGAAAGAAUAUUCACGACGAAACGACGUCUUGCGCGUCGAACGUGGGCUCAACUCUGAUGCUCGCUUUCUAUAUACAUGAACAACACACACCGAUAGAUGUAUCUCGCAGGUAGGAGGAUGAGGAUGAUGAGGAUCACUGUCCUAGAAGUAUCAAAAUGGAAGGAAUCGACGGCGUCGAAGCCUUCGGGGCAGUAUGGCUCCUUGGAUCGUCUCGAACGUCGAGGCUAUUCGCGGGCUAAAACGGAGUUCGUUCCAUGCCCGUGGAACGAACGAACGAAGGAGAAAGAAAACCUCGGAAGAAAAGGGACGGGGGGCUAAGUAGAGGAGAAGAGAGGAACUACUCUUCUCCUUAAGAAGUAGAGAGGAAGAUGGAAAGAACGGGGGCCUUACAUAGCGAUUGCUGGCAGGGCCUGAAAUAGACUUGAAGAAUCCCCCGUAGCAUCCUCACCUCUCUUUCUUCGCCUCCUCCACCACCACCGGCACCUCCUUCUUAUCCUCCUCCUCCUCCUCCUCCUCCUCAUCCUCAUCCUCCUUAUACUUCUUCUAGUUCUUCUUCUUCUUCUUCUUCUUCUUCUUCUUCUUCUUCUCCUUCUUCUUCUUCUUCGUUCAACGAGAAGCGUUGCCUACAGCUCUCUCGAGAGUCUUCCUUUUCUUUACUUUUAUUUUCGCAAAAAAGGACCAAGAAUCCCUCUCGGCUUGGCUGUGAGAAGUUGUUCCUAGCAUCUCGUUCACGCAGAUAGGGCCAACACGAGGGAGAAACGGAGACGAACAAGACGAAGGAGGUGGUGGAGGAUCGCUUGUUUAUCCAGGAUCGAGCUUCUGCUUUCGUUUCACCCACCGAUAUAUGGCCACGAACAGAAACCCCCGUAGGCAUUGCCAGACCUAAGUGCACUCCACGGCACAACGACUGCAUUCCCAUGGGAAUACGUCGCCGAGACUCCGACCUGUUAAACUGACCUGCGCCAAUGCACCAGCGCAGCGUGACCCACGCAACCGAGCUACAGGGUCGAACAUACUAGAUUUGAGUUUAGCCGCCUGACUUAUCCCCUGGUGGACAGUCACCAGAUUAUUUUCUCCUUUUGCUUCGUCGAGUGUGUCGAAACAGAUAGGCCAGAAUAACUCGAUUGUUAACAAAUCGUGCGAUCGUAAUAAACCGGAACCUCGUGGAUGGGAACGUGUUGCGAUCAGGCAGACACACCGUGGUAAUUUUGCAACGAGAAUAGAGCACACGAGAACUGUUGCGAUGGAUUUAUGUAAAAUAUAAUGAUAGCUUAAAAUAACAACCCCCGAUAUUUUAUAAUAAUAGAGUACUCUAAGAGUAGGGAGCACGAGAAUAGUCGGUAGAACUCUAAAACUAAACGGGAGAUAUUUUAAGGAUCCGUAUAAUUCUAACUGCUCGCUCGUGUAAUUACUCGCCUCUGUUUACGAUCGACCUGACAUUGGCCUCCCGUAAUAAAGCAUACCUUCGGCAAUUCCGUUCCAUGACGCUCCUACCUGACGCAACCGUGUCGAAUCUUUAAAUAGACGAUACGCGGCUCGUUAUAAACGAAGCGAAAUCGACUCGUGUAUCGUUUAACAUAGAAAUCGCGGUGCUUUCGUGCGAGCCACGGAGACAACGAGAAGAGGAACGCGGAUCGAAAGAGACACGGUGGGUCUCGGAUGUCACGCGAGUUCCUUUUUGCUGGACUGGUCGCACACCGCGUAACAGAAAUAACACGUCGCGUAUAAUGAUCAUCGAUCCAGAGACGUUACAGGAUAUCGAAUCGAUCGGAUACGGUCUGGACAAAGAGCGACUAAAAAACGAAGACAAAGUAGAGGUAGUAGCUAAAGAAGAUAAAAGAAAGACGAAGGAGAGGAAGAAGAAGAAGAAGAAAAUUGUCUCGUCGGGAUUUUGCACUGCUUGUUGGUUCUCCGGUACCGGUUGCGUAUCGUAAUCGAAGUAACUGGGCCUCAGUGGCGCGCGGUCGUUUCGACGCGAGAAAAGCAUACAAUACAUACAGCACGUAUUCCAGAAGCAAGUGAUCUCUCGUGCGAGAGAAGACGCGGCGGUCAGAAAUGAAGCCUACCUUGAGACAAGAGCCUUUUUGCUGCCGCUGAGAAUACGCUGAUGCCGCGAGCGUGGAUCCACGACGAAAGCAACGCUGGGCAAGAAAUCUCUCGGCCAGACGAGAUACGACUUCACUGUGUUAAGGGGUUAAUAUCGGUCCGGUACAUUAAGAUGGGCAUCGUUCUCAUAAGAGUUCUCGAACGUUUCAUUCGUAUCUACGCGCCGUGGUAUCGUAAUGGUUAGUCGCAGCGGAGGCCGAGCGCGUAGAUCGAAAUAAUUAAUGUGGCGCGAGCGCGUUCGCGAAACGUGUGGACGCUUUUAAAAUGGAAUCCUCCUCUAUCCUCGUGACCGUAGACGUUGAAGAUACUUCCCUUAAUGGGGCCCGGUCAAUGCCGGCGGAGAAAAAACUAAGCACGGAAAGACCGAAGAAUAAGAAUAGACGGCGCCAAAGGCUUAACAAGGGAACCGGUUCAAAACCUCCUGCGCCAGUGUACUCCGACUUUCAUGGAGAUUCCACCGAGUCACUGCGACCACCGUGCGCAAUAUAUCGAACGCGUGUAUGAUUCCCGUAAUACCUGGCAGGUUACAAUUGCAAUCGUGCGCUAGCCUUGUCCACCAAUUAGCAUCCUACGUCAUAUCUCGAUGCUGUUUAUAUAUAAUUUUGUUUAUAUAUAACUCGAUAGAUAGACGUUGAAUCGAACGUCUGUCCUAUGGAACAUCGAAAGAGGGGAAAACGAAAAAGGUAUUUCCAACGAGGAAACGUUGCCAACUGACGUUCUCAAGGUUCUCGCAAGCCGUGAUUUACAUCCACGAUAUCCAAGUUGACUGGAAUGGUAAUAUCGUUAACGCAUCCCGAUCGUCGACAUCGUUCACGAUGGGAAACAGUGAUUUUGAGGGAUGGUAUGUGGCGCGUUCUCGCGAACCACGCUCAGAAAUGAAGUCUACCUUGAGGUCGGUGUCUUUUUGCGCCAGCUCGUCGAUACAAUUCCAUUCAGGACGAUGAACAUCGUGAAGUGACGCUAAAGCGAAAUUCCAUCCGCUACGACUACCAACGUAAAACAAACUAUACGAUGGGACAACGUUAUUAAUAGCGUCCACCGUCGAACCAUCUUCCCGCUGUCUGUUAGACAGCUUCACGCCUCGUUCUCCUCCGUUUCCUUAACAAUCCAGGCUUCGCUACUUCGUUCGCAGGCUCUCCGAUCUCGUAGCGAUUCGAUCUCGUUUCAAUUCUUUCACUUUCGUUUCGUUUACGCUCCACCUACGACCUACAGACACACGUUGAAACAGAAAAGAAAAUACAAUCGCGCGUUGCGCGUUAGUUGGAUCGACGUUCGUUAGAGAUCGAUAUCGAACCAACCAUCGAUAAUUUCCACACCGCCAAAACACUCACAGAUCUUCGUACCAUAAAGCGAGAACGAGCGAGAAUCUACAUUUGAUGCGUUGGUGGGCUAAAAAGUUCGGUCGACGGAGCAAAGUUCGUGAGAGAAGAAACGCAUGAGAGAGCGAAGCCGUGUCAAUGAACGCAUCGCAUCAUCCUCUCUAACCCUCCGGCACCGACAUCUAUUGUGGUACCUCGUAUUUUUUUCUGACCUUGUCACCUCGCAGGCUUUUUGCGCGGCCAAGUCGAUUACAUUUCGGAUCGGUUCGUAUCCCCCGUCGACGUCUCGAGCUAUCCCGCUCUCUCGUGCCCGCUCGUCCCUUCGUGGGCUCCGCUCGUCCUGCUCUAGGUUAGCCAGUGAAUCAUCUUCAACGACCCCCUCCUCUGGGAUCCGGGCAGAAGACUCUUAAGGGGCCCCACAGCGCAGCGCGAGGCCAGUCCGAGAACGCGACCCUAACACUAACAUCCGGUGUAUUCCGAGAGUCGGAAACGGAAACGGCUGCUUGAUCGAUUAAUCGACACACGCCACCAUGAAGAUCGCUCUACUGUUGCUGCUCGUCGCGGCCUUCGCCUCAGCUCAAAGGAUCACAACGAUCCAGUUAGACGGUGUGCAAUACUUCGUGUCAAGGAUGAAUCCCUACAGUCCCGAACUGAAUUACUUCUUGGCCUACCAGUACUGUCGUUCAUUGGGCUUGCAGUUGGCCUCUUUCGAGACUAAGGAAAAAGCAGACACGAUGACGCAGUACUUGAAAAACGCCGGCUACGUUAAAUACGAUUUCUGGACAUCCGGCAACAAGUUGGGCACGGACAUGUUCCUCUGGAUGAGCACAGGUCUUCCGUUCAAUGCCACCUUCGACUACAUGUUGAGGCGACCUGGCAACAGACCCGCUGACGUUCCACCCGGCACCGAACCUCAACGAGUGGCACGCGAAAGCGGUGACAGCGGCAGCGCGGACGGAUGCGUCGCGAUGGCAGCGCCUACGUUAGCAUGGGAGGCCCAGGACUGCACCUUGGUGAAAGACUUCAUCUGCGAGCAAACAAGAUGCUACUACUACAACUACGGCAGCAUUCCAGUCUCUGCGACUCAGGGAAAUCGCAGACCCUACAUAACAACCACCUCGGCGCCAGCCAGCGACGACCAGGUCGACGAGCAUGAGGAAAGCAACGCCAGCAAGAACGACGAGCAGAAUGAGAGCAGCAUCGACGAGAAGUUAACACCGGAAGAAGAGAGCUCUGUCGACGAGAAAUUACCUGAAGACCCGGUCGUUAGCAGGCUGAUUACCACGGCCGUUCCCGCGUCUGACAAGCAACAGCAACCCGCCUUAUCACCGUCCACGUCUUCGCCAGUAAUCACCGAGGAUCACGAACAACCUACUAACGCUGAACUGGACAACACCAGGCCGGAUCAUCUUCCUGACAUCACGAGCCUCUUUACCGACACUCCAGGUCCACAGGCCAGAAAAGACAGCGUAUUCGAUGGUCUUAAGACUCGCGAAGUUCAUCGUUCUUCCUUACGUUCGGCCUCCGACAUGAAAGUCGAACAUCGAGAGUCACCGGAUUAUUUCGAGAUGCAUGGCGAAACCGAGUCGCCAAAUAACGGUUUAGAAGACGCACACACGGUCGGUCCAUACGACAGCGUCCAAGAUUACUACGUGAACGACCAACCAGAGGCGGCUGAAUCGUCGAUGAUGAAGGAUCAAGACGACGACAGCAGCACGAUCCUGCCAGAGGCGGAACCGGCCUACAGGUACAACAUCAAAGUGCGCACCAACGGCAAAGUAUUAGACCCUCCGUCCAAGUAACGCUUUACAAUUUAGGCAUCGUCGCGUUGUUCGUUAAUAAGUGAAGAGCAUAGGAGAUUCUCGAGGAACUAGAUGUAUUAAUGUACGUUAUUUUAAUGUUUAUACAGCGGACAUCAGGCACGCGUACACGCGUGCGGUCGAGCGAUCCCAUCGCGAUCACGAUGGGGCCGGUCGUUGCCAUUCAUCGCUCAUCCAUUCGUUCUGAUUUCAAUGAAAUUUCCGGUUAGCGCUCGUCGGAUUCUUUCACGCCGUUCGCAAUCGUCGGGCUCUUUAGAUCGACAGAAGGAAAACUUUCGAAAUCAGGUUUCGUCUUAAACAGAGAUGUCUUGAUACCGUUGAAUGAAGUUUCAAGAAUGUUUUGGUUUGCUUUGAAACUUAAGCUAAGUUAACAGUUAAUUUGCUCGAAUACAUACGUAAAUUUGGAAGCGAGUCUUUUCCUUCUGGCGUCGAUCUCCGACGAUAGCCGACAUCGUUCUCGCAAGGGCAUUCAUUCCAACAUUUCAAUUCGAUCCUUAAUCAGUGGCACCGGCGGACAUAUUGCAUCCGCGUGACAGGAUCGGUCGCGCUCGAUUCUUCUCUAUCUCUUCAGCAGUCUUUUUUUAUCGGAUCACGUAUCCAUUUAGCGCUAUUUGACUCGUAGACAUGGUAGAUGAUAAUAAACACGAACGUGAGGACUCAUCUGCGUGGGAUCUCAGGCAUUAAGCUGGUACAGGAGGAAACGCACGGUGAACUACAUUAUCGUUGUUCUUAAGGCUAACCGAAUCAUCAUUGGUGUAGGGUUGGGAGUCCGCCCGUGCCACGAAUCUUCAUGCAUAUCGAUGUGUUAAUUAAGUUAACGUUAAGUUAACGUUAUUCGUACGUCUGCAAGAUGAAACGUUUCGUAGCCGAUCGGUUUGACCCGGAUUUUCUCCCUGAUAACGGUAACGAACGUCGAUCUUGAUCGUAAUUUUAACGUUCGAACUAAAAUCAGAGUAUUCAGGGUCUCGAAUGAUGCUAAAUGGAAAAAGGUUACUCGAGGAACACGUACGAAUCGCAACGUUUCGGUCAUCCAGACAUAUGACAAUCGGCAUACGCGUAGAUCAACAUUCACGAGAUGAUUUUUCUUACUGCUACGAUAGGUCAUCGACGCAUGGAUCUUGAAUAUCAUUGCGUAAACACGGCGCGAAUGUGCAACUUGUGUAAUUGAAUAUUAAUAAAGGUACGAAACACA
Molecule: messenger RNA, 6476 nt
Organism: Bombus pyrosoma
Lineage: Eukaryota; Metazoa; Arthropoda; Insecta; Hymenoptera; Apidae
Gene: nw
Exons: 5
Coding region: 3995-5266 (423 amino acids)
Biological process (GO): biological process involved in interspecies interaction between organisms
Cellular component (GO): external side of plasma membrane
Molecular function (GO): carbohydrate binding
Source: RefSeq, a predicted model, not a curated record